UUUUGAUUUUUCCACUCGUUCCAGUUCCAGUGGUUCCACAAGAUGAAAAACGGUCAUCUUAAUUUUGAAUUUGAAAACGACACAAUCAAGAGCGGUGAUCAAUAGUCUGAAGGUUUUUGUAGAAACUGUCAGUUCCUUUCAUCUGAUGACUUUCUAUUUGAAGCCACCAAGAGGUUAUUUGAACUUACACAAACUAGAAGAAUGUGUAAAAAACAGACUCAUCUACUAUGAUAGUGUACAUAAGGAAAAUAUCGAGUUAUUCAAUCACGAAUACUUGGUAGAAGAUAGCGCUCUUGACAGAACUGGACACUUUGUAUUGAGGUUGCUAGCAUAUUUCAGAAAGACGUUCCAGGACAUAUUUCUCAAAAAUGAACUAGAAUUAUUAGAGUUCAGGCUGAACUCUUAUGACCCAACUGAUGUUAAACACUUCUUGAAAAGGCUUCUGAAACACUCCAGAGACUCUUUGAAGGAAGAUUGCCAUGAAAAAUUCAGGGAACUCUGUUUGGUAUUGAUGAGAGUUUCUUCUUCUAUGCUAUUAAAAGGAUAUCUGGACCAUGUUUUCCAUGAUGAACAUACAGACAAAAUUAUCUGUGAGGGGUUUCUUAUAAAUGUGCCUUUCCAAUAUUGUUCGUCUCUAGUAAAACAUAGAGAAGUGGACUUGAAUGCCGGUUUCGCUGUCAUCAGCUGUGUUCUUUGGAAAAAAGUACUCAUAGCUCUUUUUGGUACAUUUCUGAAAACAGUAUUGCGGGAGAUGAAGCUUAGUAGGAGUGUCGACGAAGCAUUGUCUGAUGAUAGAAUAAGGCAUGUCCUCAAAUUGGCCAAAGAUUUCAAUAGCAAGAAUGGCCUUGGCAAUAGCAGGAAUACUGCAGCUUUUGAUAUCACAAAAAUUGAUAGAGAAUCAGAGUUCUUUCCAUUAUGUAUGUUGAAUUUAUACAAAAUACUGGAAAAAACUAAUCGAUUACCACAUAAUGAUAGAUUCGAUUUUAGUCUAUAUUUGAAAGGUAUAGGCGUUUCUUUGAAUGACUCCUUGAAAUUCUGGGAAGACAUGUAUUCAAAAGAACAUUCCUCUUGUUCAAGAUGCACUCAUAGUUGGCAGAAGAACCAAAAGCGAUAUAUUUAUGGAAUAAGACAUUUGUAUGGACUUGAAGGGUCUAGAACAAGUUACCAGUCUAGAUCUUGUAGAUAUCUACAGAAUAAAGAUUUGGGAGCUAGAGAUAGUGGUGGUUGUCCAUUCAAACAUUUCGACGAUGACAAUUUGAGAAGAGCCUUGCAAAUGAUAUUACCAAAGAAUCCAGAUGAAGUGGAAGUCAUGAUAUACGAGAGGAAGGAAAACCCCAGUGUUUCUUGUAAAUAUUUUUAUGAAACCAUUCGAAAAGGUUUGCCUAACGAGGAUAUGGAUGAUGUACUACCUUUUCAAAAUCCUGUCCAAUAUUAUACGAGUUUGAAAAAGGAUCUAAAAACCAAAUAUGGAUAGAAAGACAUUUCUGAUGACCAUGAUGUUGUUGUUCAAUUGAAAGACAAUGGGUACAUUGUUUUUGCUUUAUUAUUGUUGAAUUGAAAUAUACACAUUACGAUUGUGAGAAUUGAGAAGAACAUAUUUUAUGCAGGUGUGACAAAAAUGAUUGUCAAUCUUUAUUUACAUUUUUAAUAGUUUCGGAAUUAAUUUUAGAAUUAUGCAUGUUUUAUUCCAAUACUUUUUUGUACUGAAUAAAAUUCACGUUGUCUUUUGAUUUAUUUGAUAUUUUUACAAUCUUAACAUUAACAUAUAGAAGUCUGAAAAUAUUCAACAAGACAUUAGAUAAAUGUUUAUGAGCUUAAAUAUACAUCCAUAAAUUAUU
Phaedon cochleariae (mustard beetle) is the source of this 1838-nucleotide messenger RNA. NCBI's taxonomy places the organism in Eukaryota, Metazoa, Arthropoda, Insecta, Coleoptera, Chrysomelidae. The record is from the annotation of a GenBank genome assembly.